UUUCAUUUACUGUUAUUAUAUUUUUAAUUCCCUAAAAAAAGGGUUCUCUUAAUAAAAACAAGUGAGAUCUACUGUGUUUGAUCUUAUGCCCGAACGGUCUAAACCCUAACCUUCUCAUAUUUAUUCCAUUUUUUUUCUGAAGUGUUUGAUUGGGAGCUUAGAGAAUCAUGGCUUAUGCAUCUCAUAUCAUCAAUCAUUCUAAAAGGUUGAGGAAUGUUCCCAAAUUAUUGCGGUACGAUCACGCUGUUCUAGUUCGUUGGUUUUCCAAUGGAGCACAAUCAUCUGUUUGUAAAAGAGAAGAUGUUGCAAAGAUCCGUCCUCUUGGCUAUGCACCUGCAGAAAGAGAGACUGUAUCUAAGUUUGUUGGUAGUCACCCUGUAUCAUAUUGUUUAUCUAAGAAGACUCUUUCUAGGACAGUAAUGAGAUCAGGAAUUCCAAUGGGUGGUGUGGUUUGCAGCAGAGGACUUUUAUGUUCACAGGCACUUUCUAGGAGAGGAUUUGCAUCUGAUGCAGGCCUUCCUCCUUGCCAAGAAAUUGGAAUGCCUUCACUCUCACCCACAAUGACUGAGGGAAACAUUGCUAGGUGGUUGAAGAAAGAGGGUGAUAAGGUGUCUCCUGGUGAAGUGUUGUGUGAAGUUGAAACUGAUAAAGCAACAGUGGAGAUGGAAUGCAUGGAAGAAGGUUAUCUUGCUAAGAUUAUAAAGGGAGAUGGGUCAAAAGAGAUCAAAGUUGGUGAGAUAAUUGCCAUCACUGUUGAAGAGGAGGGGGAUAUUGCAAAGUUCAAGGACUACAGUCCUCCAGCAUCAGAUUCUGGUGCUCCUGCUGCAAAAGACUCAGCAGCUCCUCCCCCGCCAAAGCAGGAGCCUGUUGAACAGCCAGCUAGUUCACCAGAGCCUAAGACUCCCAAGCCUACUUCCUCUCCUUCAGAAGAUCGCUUUUUUGCAAGUCCUCUUGCACGAAAGUUGGCUGAAGAACACAAGGUACCUCUCUCAAGUAUCAAAGGAACAGGUCCUGAUGGACACAUUGUAAAGGCUGAUAUUGAAGAUUAUUUGGCUUCACGCGGGAGGGAAGUUUCAGCACCAACUCCUAAGACAAAGGAUGCAAAACUUGCAGCUUUAGAUUAUGUGGAUAUCCCUCAUUCUCAGAUAAGAAAGGUCACAGCAUCACGCUUAUUAUUCUCAAAGCAGACUAUACCACAUUAUUAUUUAACAGUGGAUACAUGUGUUGACAAACUUAUGGAUUUGCGGAGCCAACUCAACUCAUUACAGGAAGCUUCAGGUGGGAAGCGUAUAUCUGUCAAUGAUCUUGUAAUUAAGGCUGCUGCAUUGGCUCUCCGAAAGGUUCCUCAGUGCAAUAGUUCAUGGACAGAUGACUAUAUUCGCCAGUUUAACAAUGUGAAUAUUAAUGUAGCUGUGCAGACAGACAAUGGACUUUACGUCCCUGUUAUCAGGGAUGCUGAUAAGAAAGGUUUGUCCUCAAUUGCUGAGGAGGUCAAGAAUUUGGCACAAAAAGCCAAAGAGAACAGUUUAAAACCAGAAGAUUACGAGGGAGGCACAUUUACAGUGUCAAACUUGGGAGGGCCCUUCGGUAUUAAGCAAUUCUGUGCCAUCAUUAAUCCUCCACAGUCUGGGAUUUUAGCUGUUGGGUCUGCUGAGAAGAGGGUUAUCCCUGGCUCGGGUCCUGACCAAUUCAAGUUUGCCUCGUUCAUGUCUGUAACUCUAAGCUGCGAUCAUCGAGUUAUUGAUGGUGCGAUUGGUGCUGAAUGGCUGAAAGCUUUCAAAGGGUACAUUGAGAAUCCAGAGUCAAUGUUGCUCUAAAUCAAUGGUGUUUGUUUCUUUAAAUUAAACACACUUUUUUGCUGUGAUCAAUUUUCAUGAUGGCUUGAAUCCAAUACAUGUAUUCCUGAUUUUCUUCGGGAGUAGUGCUUUCACUGUAAACCAAUUUAAAUUUUUUUGGGGAAUAAGGGGGAUCAAGAAUUGAGGAACUAAACUGCGGGCUGGAAUUUUCCUUUUGCAGAGUGUAAUAACCCUUUCCAUACGGAAUAUUUGGAAUGAUUUAAGGGGAUGCUACUGCUAACCCAUCACAUUUCUAGUGUUUUACUGGUCAGAAUUGUUCACUGAAUAUAAUGGUUUUGCAUCAAA
Gossypium raimondii (Peruvian cotton) is the source of this 2141-nucleotide messenger RNA. Its product is annotated as dihydrolipoyllysine-residue acetyltransferase component 2 of pyruvate dehydrogenase complex, mitochondrial. Gene Ontology annotation, biological process: pyruvate decarboxylation to acetyl-CoA. The record is from RefSeq and is a predicted model, not a curated record. Lineage: Eukaryota; Viridiplantae; Streptophyta; Magnoliopsida; Malvales; Malvaceae. Gene Ontology annotation, cellular component: pyruvate dehydrogenase complex. Gene Ontology annotation, molecular function: dihydrolipoyllysine-residue acetyltransferase activity. The transcript is spliced from 19 exons. Bases 168 to 1817 code for a protein of 549 amino acids.